AUGGGGUGCGGCGCCAGCGCCGUCUGCUCGUCGCGCGUGUCCGCUGUGCUCGACUCCAGCCGCUGCUGCUCCUCGGAGCACUUCUUCCGGGACAGCUGCCUCACCCAGGGCGAUGAAGACGCAGCCCUUCACGAGCGGUCCGCAGCAGAGGACUGUGAUGGAGUCACUGAUGGCCUUGACACCUUCUCGGACAUGGGCAGCACUGCCCUGCUGGAGGAGUGCGAGGCGGCGCAGCGUGUGGCAGCCCUGCCGGAGGGCGAGCUGUUCCGCGACGAGGACUUCCCCGCAGAGGCGAGCAGCCUCAGCCACUCAGACCCGCAGGCGCCGCACCUCGGCGACGUCGUAUGGCUGCGGCCGCACUGUACACGACAACAGCCACGGAAGCCUGCAGACUUACUCAGGAGAUCGGUGUCUGCUUGUGUUGGAUGGCAGGAGCUGGUGGAGGAGCCCCGGCUGCUGGACGAGGGCCGCGGCGUGUCGGCGGUGCGGCAGGGCGCGCUGGGGGACUGCUGGCUGCUCAGCGCGUGCGCCGCCGUGGCCCAGCGGCCGCACCUACUCAGGAAGGUGGUGCCGGGCCGGCAGCCGCUGCGUGGCGCGGGCUACCGCGGCGCGGUGCGCGUGCGGCUGUGGCGCUUCGGGCGGUGGCGCUGCGUGCUGCUGGACGACCGGCUGCCGGCCAGGGGCGGCGCGCCGCUCUACGCCAGCUGCGCCGGCGCCGCCCUCUUCUGGGUCUGCUUCGUCGAGAAGGCGUACGCCAAGCUGCACGGCAGCUACGAGGCGCUGGCGGGCGGGCACGCGCUCGAGGCGCUCGUCGACCUGACGGGCGGCGUCGCCGAGAAGCUGCGCUCGUCGGCCGCGCUCUACCCGCUGCUGAGGGACGCCUUCGCGCGCGGGGACCUCGUCACCUGCGCCAAGAAGGGCAACUGGGCGUCCGUGUCGGCAAGUAGGCCAGCGGUGACGGAGAGCGGGCUGGCGCGCGGCCACGCCUACACCGUGCGGGAGGUGCGCCACGUGCGGCAGGCCGGCCGGCGGCCGCUGCGCAUGGUGCGCGUGCGCAACCCCUGGGCCGACCACCGCGAGUGGACCGGCGCCUGGAGCGACGGGGACGGGCGCUGGCAGCUGCUGGACGAGGAGACGCGGCGCGAGAUGGGCGCGCUGCAGCCGGCGCCGGACGGCGAGUUUUGGAUGGAGUUCUCCGACUUCCAGCGACACUUCUCCGAGAUCACCGUCGCCACGCUCGUGCCCGACCUGGACUGCGACGCCGAAGGCGCCAACGCCGCCACCAGCAACGGCAACAGUGCUGCCGACAGGAGCCGCCGCUACGUGGAGGUGUGCCACGGGGAAUGGGUGGCGGGGCGCAGUGCAGGCGGCUGCCGCAACGACAUCAGCAAGUUCACUACCAACCCGCAGUUCCUGCUCACGCUCACCACCUCCGAUCCAGCGAAGCAGUGCCCUUGGAAGCGGCUGACGGUGCUCACGACAGGGCGUGACAGCACCAUUCUCUACUGUCCUCGAAUGCACAGGUGGUGA
Molecule: messenger RNA, 1530 nt
Organism: Schistocerca piceifrons (Central American locust)
Lineage: Eukaryota; Metazoa; Arthropoda; Insecta; Orthoptera; Acrididae
Product: calpain-9-like
Exons: 10
Coding region: 1-1530 (509 amino acids)
Biological process (GO): proteolysis
Cellular component (GO): cytoplasm
Molecular function (GO): calcium-dependent cysteine-type endopeptidase activity
Source: RefSeq, a predicted model, not a curated record